Colletotrichum orchidophilum is the source of this 609-nucleotide messenger RNA. RefSeq lists its product as uncharacterized. The record is from RefSeq and is a predicted model, not a curated record. NCBI's taxonomy places the organism in Eukaryota, Fungi, Ascomycota, Sordariomycetes, Glomerellales, Glomerellaceae. The transcript has a single exon. Bases 1 to 609 code for a protein of 202 amino acids.
AUGGCCACCACAACUGUCAGCAACGCCGGCGAAGACUGGUUACGAAUUCAGCAGCUCAUCUUCGAAAAUGAUGGUUUUCUGAAAAUGCUCUCCAGCAAGGGCCUCUCCUUAUUCCUGAUCGGGGUCGACCUGUUCGACAUUCUCGACGGAGAAAACCGACCCGAGUUCCAUCUGCUCCUUACGCUUGCACACGCGGAGAAGGCAAUGACGGAGCAAUUCCCGAACGGAUUGGCGACCGACCCGGAGUUGAUCACCUCGCUCAAGACUUCUUUCAGAAACGGCAAUGAGCUUGACGAGACGAGCUCGGUGUUGAAGAUCAAGGCGGCUGAGACCACGAUCCACUUGUACCUGCACAGUCUUCUUCAUCCCGGCGCCGUCGAAGGAGAGAUGCGCGCUUCUUCAGACGUUUUUGUCGCAAACAAAGGGGACGAGACAGUGACCGCUUUCCUGUCCACAAAUGACUUCACGAAGCCUGCCGACCUGUUGGACUUCUGCUGGGCGAAGAAAGAGGCCGGCCAGAAAGAUGGAAAGUCUCAAGCCGACGGGCUCGUCGUCAGUCUACCAGAGGGUACCUGCCCUGACCGCAACAGAACGUUCAUCAGGAAGUAG